AUUUGCUCAAAAACAAAAGUUAGUCGGUCGUUCCCAUAUACUCCAUUAACAGCAGGUUGGGCCUUGUCCGCCCAAUCAGCCCGCGACGCUAGCCUAGGGUUCUCGUCGUCCGUCUCCCAGAAACCAGAGUCCCUCCCACUCAAUCUCCCUCUCCCCCCUUCACGACCCCCAUCCGGCGGCGGCGCCCCAACCCCGUCAACCACCGCCUGGCUCUGCCGACCAGCGUCCUGCCCCCCUCCGGCGGAUCGGCGGCGAGCUUUCUGAAGUCAAUAUGCUGUUCUUCUCCUACUUCAAGGAGCUCGUCGGGAAGGAGGUUACGGUCGAGCUCAAGAACGACCUGGCCAUCCGCGGCACGCUCCACUCGGUGGAUCAGUACCUCAACAUCAAGCUCGAGAACACUCGGGUCGUCGACCAGGACAAGUAUCCCCACAUGCUAUCGGUGCGGAACUGCUUCAUCAGGGGAUCUGUGGUGCGUUACGUCCUGCUUCCGCAGGACGGGGUUGACAUCGACAUCCUCCAUGAUGCCACCAGGAGGGAGGCACGGGGCGGCUGAUUGAUAUAGUUUAUUCUCUUUUCUCGGCCGUGAGAUAAUUCUAAUCUGAUUUGUGGAACUGGAACAUGUAUGGACUGACAUCGGCAUUGCUUAACUCUGCCUGUGGUACACUUGCAGUGCAAAUUAUCCAAUGUUACAUAUAUCAAUGUGGUAUUAUCAAAGAGCAACAACCAAGCAUUGCCAUGCUGUA
Messenger RNA from Triticum aestivum (bread wheat), 743 nucleotides. RefSeq names its product sm-like protein LSM2. Lineage: Eukaryota; Viridiplantae; Streptophyta; Magnoliopsida; Poales; Poaceae. The record is from RefSeq and is a predicted model, not a curated record. Gene Ontology annotation, cellular component: Lsm1-7-Pat1 complex; precatalytic spliceosome; U4/U6 x U5 tri-snRNP complex. The coding region runs from base 272 to 553 and encodes 93 amino acids. Gene Ontology annotation, molecular function: RNA binding. The transcript is spliced from 3 exons. Gene Ontology annotation, biological process: mRNA splicing, via spliceosome.